GAUCCAACGGCCGGAACUGAACUUGUUAAAAAAAAUUCAGAACCAAAAAACAUGACUCGGAACGAUUCCCAACAUCCCGACUCACUGAGUCACCAUCAUCUCCUUCUCAACCCUUCUUUUCCAUCCUCCCUCUCCCUCCAUCUCUGUCUAUCUCUACACGCUGGACAUACGUUUUCUUCUCUUUCUAUCUCCCUGUGCCCUUUUCCGUCUUUUUGUUCUCUCAACCUCUUCUCUCAUCAGACGGACUACAUAAUUCCACGUCACCAUCGUCUUCUUCACCACCCCUGUCAACUUCUUCUCUCAUUACAGCCCCCUCUCACUUUCUUUCCUUGUUAUAUACAAUAAGCGUCUCUCUCCUAGGGUUUCAUAGAUUCUAGGAAACAACGCGUCCUCUUGCUCCUCGCCAUCGAUGCCUUCGCCAAGUAAUCUUCCAUGCGUCGAUUUCCGUGCUUCAAUUUGAUUAAUAUAUUCGGAGAAGUCCAGUGAGGGUUUUCAUUCCUUAUUUGGUACGGAAGUUACUAUUGGAGCUGUAGUUGUGAUUGUCGUUGUGUGGAGGGUGAUUUAGUUUGCUUAUGAGUCAUGGCAAUUGAGAAGAAUAAUUUCAAGGUUUCAAGAUUUGAUUCGGAGUUCUCUGCUGGUAGUAGAGAGUCCAUUUCCAGUGAUGAGGAUGAACUUCAAGGUCGAAGUUCUGCUAUUGAAUCAGAUGACGACGAUGAUGAUUUUGACGAUGCUGAUUCUGGGGCAGGGUCGGAUGACUUUGAUUUGUUAGAAUUGGGUGAGACCGGGGCAGAAUUUUGCCAAAUUGGGAAUUUGACUUGCAGUGUGCCCUUUGACCUGUAUGAUCUUCUGGGCCUGGAGGACAUUUUGUCUGUUGAUGUUUGGAAUGAGUGCUUGAGUGAGGAGGAAAGAUUUAGCCUUACCAAGUACUUACCUGACCUGGAUCAGGAGAUGUAUAUGUGUACCCUGAAGGAGCUUUUUACGGGUGGCAAUUUUCACUUUGGAAGUCCUGUUAAGAAGUUGUUUGAUAUGUUGAAGGGAGGACUGUGCGAGCCAAGGGUCACCCUUUAUAGGGAGGGUUUUAAUUUCUUUCAGAAACGGCAACACUACCAUCUUUUGAGGAACCAUCAGAAUAACAUGGUUAGUUACUUGUGUCAGAUGAGAGAUGCCUGGCUUACUUGCAAGGGGUAUAGUAUUGAUGAGAAGGUCCGUGUUUUGAAUAUUAUGAGGAGUCAAAAGAGUUUGAUGUAUGAGAAAAUGGAGUUUCUGGAGGCUGAUUCUUCUGGAAAAGAGGAAUCUGGUGCUGUGUUGUGGAGCAAGAGGGUUAAAGACAGGAGAGGUGGGCAGAAGUUGGGUCAUCAUCCUUCGUAUGAGGGUUCAAAUCUGGAAUUCCCCUUGCGAGGACAGCCAGUGGCUCUUGAAGCCUCAAAACAUGGAAAGCAGAAUCCAAAAGGUACACCGAAGUUGGCCAGGUCAAAGACGACUUCAAGAAAGGAGCUCAUGGACCACUAUCCUCGUAUUAUCCCUGGAUUGGAUAUUAAUUCUGGGCCAUAUGGCUCAGCAGCUACCAUUCCUGGACAGAAUAAAGCAUUAGGGUAUAAUUCAGGGUCAGCCCCUAGGAUGAGGGAGCAGCUGGGGAUUGAUGAUGAUGCUCAAGACCCUUUGGGUGGAGGGAAUGUCACACGAGAUCGAGAUGUUGCACGUGGUAGUUUGAUAGAUAGUUCAAAGUUUAUGAGAGUGGGAAAGAAGCGUGAUCUAUUGAGAAGUGAUGAAUUAGCCACUGACAGCUUCAUGGCUCUCCCUUUCUCUUCCAGGAAUGAUUCACAUGCCCAUGGUAGGAACAAGAAUGCAAACCAUCAGUCCGAGAUGACAUUGUUCUCAGGAAAGCAACCCCAUAUGAGAUAUUCUUAUGAUCUUGCCAAAAAGGCAAAGUAUCCUGAGAAAGUUCAGCAAUUUGCUGUUGGUGAUCAAAUGAGGAGUCUGAAAGGCCGAUCUCCGCAUCUUGCCGAACAUUUUUUGCAUGACCAAAACCAAGGAGAAACGUGUUCUGCUGAUUCCUCAUUCAAACUGGAUGAUUGGAAUGUUAAAAGCAAGAAAGGGAAGAUGGGAAGGGAGUCUCCUGAUCUCAACUUUAAAUCUUAUUCUGAGUUCAGAGCAAAAUCAGUUGAGGAGAAGAUGAGAGGAAACCUUGUACAGAAUGGCGGACCAGCAUUGAGAGGUAACAGAAUGUUUGUGGGUGAAGAGACAGAAUCAGAGUCAUCUGAGCAAUUGAAUGACGUUGAUGAUGAUUUCAUUAAUCCUAUGAUGGGGAGCAGUUACCCUAUGGAAUGUUCUUUAUCAUCUAUGUCAAAGUCUGUCUUUGAUUCUAAAAAGGGUAAAUUAACUAAAGCCAACUUGCAGGAGAAUGCACAGCCUCUUGAUGGGGCCACUCGCUUCACCAAAAAGAAGGUUGGCUUCAGUGAGCUUGGGCAUAUGUCGGGAACCAAAAACUACUUUUCAAAAGCAAAACAGAAGGGUAAGAUUCGUGAUAGCAGCACCAAGCAUAAUUCUGCUGCUAGAGUUCUGGAAGGCAACUUGGCUUCUAGCUUGGAUAAAUCCACGGAUGAUUUUGGUAGGAAAUACAAGCACAAAGUGGGCAAGAAUGGCCAGGUACGAGGGGAUUCUGGUGCUGGUUUACACAUGUCAUCAUUAAAGCCGUCUCCUCCGGAGAGAAGAUCGAAAGGGGAGUUCUUUCAUGGUCCUGUUGAGGAGGAGGAUGAUUCACUUGAACAGUUAUUGACAGAUGAUAGAAAACUGAAUAGAAUGGGGAAGAAAGAGCAUAGCAUUCAAAGUCACGCAGAUGAUCGAUUAGCAAAAUCCGAGGCCUCAUUACUGGGGUGCAACUCAGUGACCAAAAAACGAAAAGCAAAGGGGGAAAUGGCAGAACUGGAUGGAAGAGGCGGCGUUGGUAAUAUGCAGGCUAAUCUUCAUCCUCAAUUUGAUAACUUCACUUUGAUGAAGAAAAAGGGGAAAAGGAAAUCAGAGAUUGAACUUGGUGCAAUGGAUAUGACACCUUCUGAGGCCCCUCCUACAGAAAUGGGAAUGAUGGAAGUUGAACUGGAAACCAAACCUCAGAAAAAACCUUAUACUCCAAUUACGCCCACAUUUCAUUCUGGCUUCUCAUUCUCCAUUAUACAUCUUCUUUCGGCAAUCCGCUUGGCAAUGAUUACCCCACUUCCAGAAGAUUCGUUAGAGGUUGGAAAAGUUGGGGAUGAGCAGAACAGAAAACAUGAAAGCAGUUCGAAUGGGAUUAUUUCUCAAGAGAACCUGAUUGUCGGUAAGUCAGACAGUACUGGGCAAUCAAAUGCCCCUUCUCUUAUUAUUCAUGAGAUUGAAAACCGUGUAAGAUUAAACCCAGGAGAUCCUUGUAUUCUUGAAACACAAGAGCCUCUUCAGGAUUUAGUUAGAGGAGUUCUGAAGAUAUUUUCAUCCAAAACAGCACCCUUAGGAGCAAAGGGUUGGAAGGCACUUGUAGUCUAUGAGAAAUCUACAAAAAGUUGGUCUUGGAUUGGUCCAGUUUUGCAUAGUUCUUCUGAUCAUGACUCUGUUGAAGAGGUAACCUCUCCUGAAGCUUGGGGUCUUCCUCACAAAAUGCUUGUAAAGUUGGUUGAUACAUCUGCUAAUUGGCUCAAAAGCGGUCAAGAGACCCUUCAACAAAUUGGGAGUCUUCCUGCUCCUCCAUUAUCAUUAAUGCAGUGUAACCUGGAUGAGCAAGAAAGGUUUAGGGAUGUAAGAGCUCAGAAGAGUCAAAACACAAUCAGCCCAAGUUCUGAAGAAGUGAGGGCUUAUUUCCGUAAAGAGGAAUUUCUAAGGUACUCAAUUCCUGACAGGGCUUUUUCUUACACUGCUGCUGAUGGUAAGAAGUCUAUUGUUGCUCCAUUGAGAAGAUGUGGUGGUAAGCCAACUUCAAAAGCCCGAGAUCAUUUUAUGCUGAAACGAGAUCGGCCACCACAUGUUACCAUUCUUUGUCUUGUGAGAGAUGCGGCUGCCAGAUUGCCUGGAAGUAUUGGUACUAGGGCAGAUGUUUGUACCUUGAUAAGAGAUUCUCAGUAUAUUGUUGAAGAUGUUUCUGAUGCACAAGUGAAUCAAGUUGUUAGUGGGGCCUUGGAUCGUUUGCAUUAUGAACGUGAUCCUUGUGUGCAAUAUGAUUCGGAAAGGAAAUUAUGGGUUUAUUUGCACAGAGAAAGAGAAGAAGAAGAUUUCGAAGAUGAUGGUACAUCAUCAACAAAGAAAUGGAAGAGACAGAAAAAGGAUCCUGCUGACCAACAUGAUCAGACAACAGUAACAGUUGCUUAUCAUGGUGCUGGUGAUCAAUCAGGAUUCGACAUGGGUUUUGAUCACAAUGUUGAGCCGUGCAUCGAUGAUGAUAAAGGAGUAGAUGCUUUUAAUGAUGUGAGACAAAUUGUUGAGGACAAUGUUGAUACUGGUCAAGGGUCUCAGCCAGGUAACCUGCAUCAAGGCCAGCCAAUAAUCUGGGAGGGAAUAAACUUAAAUCCAACUCGUGAGGACAAAUUACUAUGUCAAGAAAAUUCUACAAAUGAAGAUUUUGAUGAUGAAACUUUUGGAAGAGAAAGGCCAGUUGAACUUUUAAGUACCAGCUUAUUGUGAGGAUUCAGGCGCAAUGUCCAGCUACGUCAGAAAGCAGGAAUUAUUCUUCUUCAAGUUGUGUGCCACACAGAAAGGUUACUUGUACAUUUGACUGAGUAUAGGAUGAUAUUAAAGGCCAAAAUUUUGUGAGUCUAGCCAAAUUGAUGCUUCAAAUUAGACAAUAAUUAUUGACAAUUAUUUACUCAGUAUUCACAUAUCUGAUUGCUCCUGA
Molecule: messenger RNA, 4855 nt
Organism: Tripterygium wilfordii
Lineage: Eukaryota; Viridiplantae; Streptophyta; Magnoliopsida; Celastrales; Celastraceae
Exons: 3
Coding region: 580-4644 (1354 amino acids)
Cellular component (GO): Ino80 complex
Source: RefSeq, a predicted model, not a curated record